Messenger RNA from Drosophila arizonae, 3254 nucleotides. It is a transcript of the gene sens-2, whose product is annotated as zinc finger transcription factor senseless-2. The record is from RefSeq and is a predicted model, not a curated record. Gene Ontology annotation, cellular component: nucleus. NCBI's taxonomy places the organism in Eukaryota, Metazoa, Arthropoda, Insecta, Diptera, Drosophilidae. Gene Ontology annotation, molecular function: DNA-binding transcription factor activity, RNA polymerase II-specific. Gene Ontology annotation, biological process: regulation of transcription by RNA polymerase II.
UCGUCAGUAGCUGUGCUUUGUGGCGCACGGACGGUUCGUUUCAGUGUGGUCGCUCGCUCACUUCACGCUUGCCGAAUAACUGUAACCGCAAAGCAAGUCAACGAGUGCGAGUGCGAGUACGAGUAUUUGUUCUAGUUGCGCUCUCACAGCCUCUCGCUGGCGCCAACUGCGCUGUUGCCUGUUCGCAGUCACCGUCGCUGUCGCAGUCUCAGUCGACGCACAACUUGAUUUCUUCCAAUCUUGGCUGGGAAAUCGGAAUUGCAACAAUUGGAAUAGUCGGCGAAUUUGCGUGUUGCGAUAAGCUGGCAACCAACCAGCCGCGCAGCCACCCCCGCACCUGGUCCACACCCUAAGCGUGGCGUGUCAAGUGCAUAGCCAGCCACUCGCUGCUGUUGCUGCCGCAGCCGCCGUCGCUGUCGCUGUCGCUGUCAGCCGCCAGAUUCACUCUCAGCUUCAGCCUCAGCUGGCGCCGGCGUCUACCAGCCGCGUUCCAUGGCUUCCAACUCAGCGCCCAGCGACCGGCCGUGAUUAACUUUUACGGGUUUAGUCCGCUCGAUGACGCCGAACAAAACAGUUAUACAACAGCCCAGCAGCUGCUUGCUUGGCGCGCGUGCCGUCUGAUUAAAACCCAAUAGAAAUCUGUUUCGCAGCCGUUGCCAUUGCCAUUGCCAAAACGCGCGUGUAAAUCCGCAUCCGCAUCCGUUUCCGUUGCCCAUGCCGUCGCGUGUGUCUUUCCAAAACCUGUAAACGUUUACCAACACUUACAUAAAACAAAAUCGAAAAGGUAUAUAUAAUUUUGAGAACAUAAAGAAACUCAAUCCAUGAACGUUGGCAAGAUGCAAGCGCCUGCAGGCCCGCAUCAGCAUCUGCUGCAUUCGGCUGCCUCUGCCGCCCCGCCCCCUACACAGCAGCAUCACCUGCCCAUCGACUACAGCCUGGGCAACUUCAAGCCCGCCAUUGCCGCUGACUUUCCCGGCGGCCCGUUCGCCGCCAGCCCCUCAGCAUCCGCGUCGCCCCCCACAGCCACCUCGAGUGCUUCGCUGCAGGUGCGCGAUCUCAGCACCUUGACCACAAUGGCCGCCAUUCCCUCGCCCACGCAGCUGCUGCACCAGCGCAUGCAACCAGCCCAAAUCACUGUCGAUGCACAUCAGCAGCAGCACCAUCACCAGCACCAGCACCAACACCAGCAGCAACACCAACAGCAGCCACACCAACAACAGCAGCAGCAGCAGUUGCCUCCGGCGGCUACUUCGCCACAUGACUACGCGCCGAUGUCCGCCUUCAAGGCGGUGCUGCCCAAGAAGCGAAACACCGACGAUGCCGCUCACCCCUUUAGCAUAAGCAAUUUGGUCAAGACUGAACGCCUAACGGCAAUUGUGGCCGCCGCCGGGCUGAAGCCGCCGCCGCUGCCGGCGCACAGCGUCGCCCUGACGGAGGACAACAACAAUUCCAUCUCGAUGCUGAGCAAGAAUCAACAGCAACAACAGCAGCAGCUGCAGCAGCCGCAGCUGCGGCCCAAGCCGCUGCCUUAUCUGACAGCCAGCGAGCAGCUGCGUCAGUCGCGCUCCAGAUCGCGAUCCCGUUCACGCAGCGCCUCCCACUGCUCCUCGCAGAUCGACAUGGACGACGCGGACAGCAGCCACGAGCGGUACUCGCGGCACUCGCGUCGCUCGCUGCACUCUCGGUCGCGCUCCCGUUCCCGMUCCCGCUCCCGCUCGCACUCGAGCAGCUCGUCCGUCGAACUGGAAGUGGACUCGCCGCCCGGCAGUCCCAGCAUCAGUUCACCCAGUGCCGCCUCCAUCUCCGCCUCAGAGCUGCUCAUCACGGCCAACAGCAACAGCAGCGCCAAGAAAUCGGAUCUCUUCUCCGUCUCUGCGCUGCUGCGUCGCGACGAGCCCUCGACCCGGCGCGCUCGCAGUCCUCCGCUGAGCCUGAUCGGCGCCUCCAACGCGGCGCUGGCUCUGCCCACCAAUCCACUGGAGGCCAUGCGCCAGAACUACCCGCCCAACUACGAAGCGGCCAUGUUCCAGCGCCCCAUCUUCUCGCCUGCGCUGCCCUUUUUCGCCGCCAUUGCCUUUCACCAGGGACAACAGCAGCAGCAGCAGCAACAACAACAAUCUGGACUGGUUGCGGGCUAUCAUCCAGACUCACAGGAAAAUCUCUUCCGGCUGCGCAGCCUAAUGGUGCCACUCCAGUCUGCUGGCCAAAAUGGCUCCACUGCGGCCGCCGCAGCGGCAGCAGCAGCCGCGGCUGUUGGCGUCGGCGUGGGCGUGCCACCCGGCGGCGGUCAUUUGGGUCUGUCGCAUCCGCCGCAUCUGCACUUCCAUCACAUGGCGGCCAAGUGGCCGGGCCUGCACCAAUUCAGCGACCUGUACUCGUGCAUGAAGUGCGAGAAGAUGUUCUCCACGCCGCACGGACUCGAGGUGCACUCGCGCCGCACCCACCACGGCAAGAAGCCCUACGCCUGCGAGCUGUGCAACAAGACCUUCGGCCAUGAGGUCAGCCUCAGCCAGCACAGGGCGGUGCACAAUGUGGAAAAGGUCUUCGAGUGCAAACAGUGCGGCAAACGCUUCAAGCGCUCCAGCACCCUCUCCACCCAUCUGCUCAUCCACAGCGACACGAGGCCUUAUCCCUGCAGCUACUGCGGCAAGCGAUUCCAUCAAAAGAGUGAUAUGAAGAAGCACACCUACAUUCACACCGGCGAAAAACCGCACAAGUGCCAGGUGUGCGGCAAGGCGUUCAGCCAGAGCUCCAACCUGAUCACCCACUCCCGCAAGCACACGGGCUACAAGCCCUUCGGCUGCGGCCUCUGCGAUCAGUCCUUCCAGCGCAAGGUGGAUCUGCGCCGGCACAAGGAGACCCAGCACACGGAUCUGCGCGUGCACCUGGGCAAGGUGGAUUUCAUGUCAGCCGCCGCAGCGGCUGCAGCUGCAGCCGAGCUGAAUGCAGCCCCCGGACAGAACAUCGGCAUCGGCCAGGCGCCAGCUCAGCCGACGGGACAGACGGCCGUGAACGGGACUCCGGUUAACUCGAUGAACUGCCAGAAGGUGUCGCUGCUGGCAUAACAGCAAACAGAGCCGGUGCCAGUGCCAGUGGCAGUUCCAGUUCCAGUGUCAGUAGCAGUUCCAGUUCCAGUUCCAGUUCCAACUAGCCGGAAACAUUGUGCAAUAGCUGGCAUUUCCAUUUGCCGUUAAUGAAAUUUGAGUAGUUUAAGCCGCAAGCAACCGAACAGAAAUUUCCCUUGUUGCCAAAAA